AUGGAGGCGGACGAGACGAUGGUGGUGGCGGGCGAGAGGAGGCACUGCUGGAGCGCGUCCUGUGGAGGGUGGCGACGGCCAGUCUUUGCACAAGCUAGAGUUUGGAUGUCUAGGGAUUCACCGAGAGCGACAACAACCACCAUUGGCCUUCGUGGACUCCAUUGCUGCCCCAGUUUCGUUACCGGGUUUGCUUUGGCACAUAGAGUGCUUACAGAUCAAGCCCUCUACUUGGCUGCUUUGAGACAACGGCAUGUUCUGCAGCUCGGGGAGUCGUCGGCGGCGGCAGAUGGGUCCUGCACCUUCAAGGUGUUGUGCUGCCUCUCUGCUUCCUGA
Lolium rigidum is the source of this 333-nucleotide messenger RNA. RefSeq lists its product as uncharacterized. Bases 1 to 333 code for a protein of 110 amino acids. The record is from RefSeq and is a predicted model, not a curated record. The transcript has 4 exons. NCBI's taxonomy places the organism in Eukaryota, Viridiplantae, Streptophyta, Magnoliopsida, Poales, Poaceae.